This is a messenger RNA of Caenorhabditis elegans, 6276 nucleotides long. RefSeq names its product Pry-1 Interacting and CABIN1 Domain containing (gene picd-1). The record is from RefSeq and is marked reviewed. Gene Ontology annotation, biological process: chromatin organization. The coding region runs from base 6 to 6164 and encodes 2052 amino acids. NCBI's taxonomy places the organism in Eukaryota, Metazoa, Nematoda, Chromadorea, Rhabditida, Rhabditidae. Gene Ontology annotation, cellular component: nucleus. The transcript is spliced from 13 exons.
UAGAAAUGGAAGAACCAUCAGAAUUGGGCGCAAGCAAGGAAAAACCGAUUGAACUCAAUGAAGACGACGAGUCUUCCGACGGAGAGAAUUCCGUAAUAAUAUUGGACAGCGACACAGAGCCUGAAGAUGGCGCCGGCGGUGAAGAGGAUGAGGACAAUGGUGAGGAUUCAGAAGAAGAAGAUGAAGAAGACUCCGACGAGGAGGAAUCUGAAGAUGAUUCCGAUAGUUCUGUGGAUACGGAAUCUGUGAAUUCAGUCUGGUCUAAUGUUGAUGAAGAAAACGGCGAGGAAAUUACAACAGAAGCCGCUGAAGCAAAAAUUAUAAAGAAAUUCGAAAAAGCCAUUUUCUCUAUAGCCGACAACGACUCUGAAACAGGCCGACGGAUUCUGGAAAAGCUUCUAAACGACGCAAUAAUUGCCACAUACAACCAGGAGAAUCCAGACUUUGAGCUGCUCGACGAGCCACCGAGAUUGGCGAAAAUGCUUCAAGUUUUCAUAGCGAGCCACCGGAAUCUGGCGAAAUUAUGUGAAAAAGAAGUGGAAAAUGCGGAUGAAAAGGAGAAGGAGCAACUGAAAAGUGAAGAAAUUCAACAUUUAUGUCAAGUUCUGGCUUAUGAACCGAAUAGUUCGGAUAUUUGGCUCGACGUCGCACUUAAAUCAAUAGAAUUCGGGGAUUUAAACUUUUCAAAAUAUGCUUUCAAACGGUGUGAGACCCUAAAAGAGUCCCUGGAAUCCCACGCAACUCUGCUAUAUUUAACGUGUGAUUACAACGAAAGUCUGAUGAUUAUGAAACAAUUCCAAGAGCAAAAUGAUGUGUUAAAUGAUAAAUUAAAGUACCUGAAGCAUAAAAUCCGAUCCACAAAUCAAUAUUAUAAACUAUCGUGUGAUCGAAUUUUCGAGGAAGAUGAAGUUUAUGCGGACGUCCAAAGUGUUGAAAAACGGAAAAUUCAGGAUUUCGACGAGCGAAUUGAGGCGUUGCGGAGCCGAGUUGUGGGGAAAAUUGAGCAGCGAGACGUAGAUUUUCGUGAUGAAGAGGAGAAGUGCUCUGUGAUUCCGAUUCGAAUUGAGGCCGAUCAGGAUCUCCAAACAGUUUGCACAAUUUUCUGCGACCUCUUCGACCGUAUCCACGCCUAUUCUCACUGUCGGCAUCAGCUCAUCGAGUUCACCGAAUGGGAAUCGCGGCGAGACCAUCUAGACGUUCUCGACACAGUUGAGCAUCUCGUAGACGUCGUGGAAUGUGUAGAGGACAUUUCACAGAAAGUAGAAGAGCUGGAGAACCUGAAACGUGGAGCAAAAGGACGUCGGAAGAAGCAGCAGCAGAAAGAUGAGAAAAAAGAGUAUUUGGCGAGCUGGAGGAAGAGAUUAUUUGUGGAAAAGAACUCUGAGGAGCCUCCAAUAGUGAUCACUAUUGAUUCAGAAGCUUGUACAACUGCUGAUGAGGAUGAUGAAGAGAACACAUCACAGAUUGAAGAGAUUCUCGGAAUGCCCGAAAAUGAGUUGGCUCAAGAGUUUGAGCUGGUUUUCAGCGAGCUCAAGUCGAUUAGGAGUGGCGGAAAACGAAGGGAACGAACUCCGCCACCAUCAAAACCUCACGAAUUCAUCGAUUGCGACAUGAUUCUUCAACUUUUGGAAACAAUAUUCUCUGGUGAAUCCCGUUCGAUUCUAGAGAUCCUGGAACACACUCUAUUCCUAAUCUCCGAUCAUACCCCGGCUCACGGAGCACUUCCAGAAAAUAUGAGAGAAGUAACGAGAGAGAUGUACGCCAGGCUUGCACUUUUCGAUGAGAUUUCUGAUAAAAAAUUUGAGAAAUUGAAUGUGAUGCUCGUGGAGCUCGACUCGAAAAAGGCGAUGCAAGUGGCAGUGAUUAAGUAUAUUUCGCCGUUUUCUGGCGGAAAUUCUGUGGAAAAUGGAGAAGAAACACGCGAUGGGAUCCUAAGAUUUAUGUGGAAAUACGCUCAAACUGGGCUCAAGGAUGAGAUCAAACUAGAAUAUCUGGAAACCCUGCUCUCUCUGAUGCACCAUGACGAGUCAAUUGCCACGUCAUAUGGCUCAUUUGCCACGUGGGACGUCGAGCUAAGCAUUGACGACCUACAAAAGAAAAAGAGAAUCGAUAGUGUGAAGCAAUUGUGGAAAUCCAACAAUUAUGCAAAUCUCGUCGAUAUUAUACAAAAUGAUAUAGAUUUCGCUGUGAUAAGCGUCGAGGAGGCAAUCGAAAUGUGGAGCUUCUGGGUUCACUCUCUGGAAAAGCUGAAAUUACACGUGGAACUGAUUGAGCUCGUCGCACGGCUUAUGCAUUUUUAUCUCUUUUCCGAGGAAGCUUCGACUCAAAAUCCCGAGAAAAUCGAGCGAAACGUGGAUGUGCUGCUGCUGAAAUUCCAGAAAAUUCGGGGAAAAGAGCUCAGAAAAGCGCCGAUAUCGAUAAUUUCAACAAUUGGAUAUCUCACGUGUAUUGCUUUCAAGAAAUAUUCGAAAUUUGAGAAGGAUUGGAAGAAUUGGAGAGUUUUGUAUGAAAUUGUCAAAAUUCAUCGUGGUGAUGCGAAGAAAUAUAUUGAGCAGUUGGAUAAGGCGGAAGACCCGGAUACGAUGCCACUGAUGGAGCUGGAUUUGUUGGUUAAGGCUCAUGAUGUUCUUGGAGAGCAUCAGUGUUGUGCUCAGAAAAAUUACGAAUUCCUCUUCUUCAUGAUCGACCGCUUCCGACUGCUCAUCGAUGACAUACCACUUCUCGAAAUGUGCUAUCUCAAAGAUAACGGUUAUCUCUGGAAUAACGUCAAUCAAGAACUAUCUCAAGUGCUUUUCUGCAUGUACGGCAAGUACGGAAGAAAGCGGCGAGCUCGAGAAGAUCACGAAAACGGCGGGAAAUGCGUGGCAACUCCGGAUGUUUCCAGAAGAAUUAUGGCAGUAAUUCUAGUACAGCCCCUACCACUUUACGAUGAGAAGGAGAAGCUGGCACAUGAUAUCUCGGAACUUUUGAAUUCUAAAUUCCCGUUUCUUCUGGAAAUUUCGGCUGAAAAAAAGAAAAAGCGACUGGAAUUUAAGGAAUUUCUACAGAAAUCUUCCAGCCUUGAAGAUGUCAAUUCGUCGCUUCAGCAAUGCCGAGACGACGUGGAUGACUAUAUACAAUCGCUAGUAUGGUACACGAUGGCUCUUAUCUCAUUCCGACAGAAUUCAUUCAAAGAUGCUGCCAAAUACGCGGAGCUUUAUCUCUUGACAGAGGAAUCUGCAGUGGACGCGCGACUUCGGGGAUCUGUAUGGGGAAUGUUGGCACAUGCUAGUGUUCAUAAUUUGUUUCAGUUUGACCCUCACGAAAUCUACGAGCAAUGGAAAUGGCGUAUUAUGCCAUUCCGAAUGGCAGUGGAUGCUCAACAAAAUGAGCCCGUACCGCACUUUGAGCUCGCCGCUAUACUAUAUCAAUUGGCUUCAUCGUUAGCAAGAUUCUACCGUACCCUGCCGAAAGACGACGCCCGUCGGAAGGAUUUUGGCGAUGUUCAGAAAUUGCGUGUCGAGUCACGUCAGCAAUUUGAUAGAUCUCUGGAGUUGACGAAGAUCGGAGAAGACGGAUCACAGCCCGAGCAUCAAUGGCUUUGUUACUUUUUCAUUGGAAAACUGGAAGCGAAAAGUUCACAGUGGGAUAUUCUGAAAGUUGUUGAAAGCUUCUACGAGGCGGCUUGUGGAUGUGAAUUAGCAGGAUUCUACUAUCCACAAAAGGUUCAAACGAAGAAACAGACAAAUUUCGAGCCACUGGAAGUGCAUUAUCAGGCGUUUUCAGCGGUUUACAAGUACCUUAUCAACAAUGAACUGCCUUCGUUGAAGAUCCUGAGAAAGCUUCACGUUUUGCUGAAAAUUCUGGAUGAUGGGCAUAAAGUUGUUCGACAGAGCAAUUCGUUGUUCAAAGUUAACGUGGAGGUGUAUUCGGUUAUGGAUGAGCUCGUGAUGAGCACUUUAGAGAGGGAAAAGGACGAGGAGGAGAACUCUGUCAAAUUCGACACGGAACUCCGCGAGCAACUCGUCACUGAGCUCAAAGAGAUGUGCACACGAGCAUUCACACUUGUAACCGACCGCUUCCCCCAUAUCAAAUCGUUCUACCGACUGGCUCAACUUCAUUUCGAAAAAGGAGAAUUCGACGAGGCGUCCGAACACAUUUUCAAGAACACAUUUAAACGAAAAAAACGAGACGAUGGAAUGUUUGAUAAUUGUGUUGAAAUAUCGUGUAAUGAUAUUAAUAGAAAUGGAUCAUUCGGAUUUCAUAUUGAACGAUGCGCGAAACUUGGAGCACAAGUUGCUCAGAAAACUAUGGAUUUGUAUAAUGUGGUCGCCAUGUUGAAUACUAUGAUCAAUAUUAUUGCAAAAGAUGAUGAUGAACACAUUGAUGCAUCGGUGCGGAAAACGUUGGUCAACAUAUACUUGACCGCAUUGGAGCAUAUUGUUCAAUCGAGGAAUGAUGUGUCCACAAGAAGUACACCAUCGCCGGCUCCUGGUGAAGCCACCGCGAAACAACAUCACAUCAAACAAUACCGCGUAAAAUCAUCGACUCUCCGUUCGGAUCUCUGGAGACUAUGGCAAACGCUUUCAAAAUGCUCGAAACCCGAUGAGCCACUCAUCCGACAGAUCAAGACGAAGGCUGAGGUGUGCAUUGUGCAUUGUUUCAAGUCGAUCGAUGAGCUCCGUGCACGAAUGUUGAGCUCUUCGUCCUCGACGGCAGCGAAUAGUGGAGACGGGAAGCGAAGGAAUAACACUACGAAACGAAAAUUCGACGCUCUUGAAGUGGUUCAGCAGAUGCAGAAGAGCAUUUCGGUCGCGCAGAGCUCAUCGACACCGCCUCCCAGCUUGACACUUUAUGACGUUUGGACGAAGCAAUUGGCGAAGGAUUUACUGAAAAAUGGAACUCCCGGCUCCACUACGACUGCUCCAACUGUUCAAGCUCCAGCGCCGUCUUCUUCCAUCCCAAAUACCUCCACAAGCAUUCCUAAAGCUCCAAGUGCUCCAGUUCUCUCUGCUGCUCCGCCGAAAAUUGUUGCUCCUGCUGCUCCAGCUGCUCCAACUCACUAUUCACCAAUAAGCAGCGAUGACGAUGAGAUUCAGUGCAUUGAGCCACCGCCAGCCAAGAAACCGGCUCCGUCAGCUUCUGCUCACAAUUUGUCGGCUCUGGGCCAUCAAAAACCGGGCCCGACGGCUCCGAAAGUUACUGCUCCAAAACCAACAACUUCUACGGCUUCAUCCCAGGCCGCUUCUACUAUGGCUGCUCUUCUAGCGUCAAGCGGCCCGGAUAAUGUGUCCAAGUUCAUUCUGGCUAACGCGAAUUCCGCGGAUUCACAGAAGCAGCGACUUGCGCUUCAGCUCUUGGCUCACGCUCAGGCUUCAGCUCCAGCUGCUCCAACUGCUUCAUCAACCAAUCAAAUAGCCGCCCAGCUCAUUCAGGCUCUUCAGGCCGCGAAGGACGCCCAAACUGCCAAGCUGGUGGCCCAGGAGAAAGCGAAAAAAGAAGCCCAAGAAAAAGCCCGCCGGGAGGCGGAAGCCAAGAAAGAAGCCCAGUUGGCUCAGCUGAUGAAGAUCGCCGAGGAGAGAUCGAAGAAAGAAGCCGCAGAGAAGAAGGCCAAGGAGGCCCAAAGACUAGCUGCAGCGAAGUUGGCUCAGCAGGCCAAUGACCAGGCUCAGAUGAUACAGUGGCUCAAUGCGGCUCACUAUGCGAGCCCAUCUACAUCGAAUGCGGCGACUUUGAGCGCGAAUUUGGCGGCACUGGCAUCUUUGGCUGGAAAUUCAGGGGCUCAAAGAGCUGUUGCUGCUCCGCUGCCGAAGCCAGUGACACGGUCGCCGCAAGUUCAGAAGCCGAUCAAACCGACGGCGUCUAGGAGCUUUACUUCGAAUUCUCCAUCCACGUCAUCAUCGGCACUCGCCCGGCCAAGCACUUCAACUCCAUCACACCUCAACCACAAUAUCGCCCGUCCUCAAGCUCAGCGCCCACAGCAACAAGCCCAUCUGGUUCAGCGACCACAAGCUCAUCGUCUAUCGGCUCCGGCGAUGCAGCAGCGUCCUCAGGCGGCAGCAGCUCGGCAGCCGGAAACUCCGCAGCCAUCAGCUGUUCAGGCGACUUUGAUGCACUUUUUGAACUCGAUCAAUGAUCCUGUGCAGCGAGAGGCUCUUUCGAAACAACUUUUUAGGAACAAGUAAUGGGGAAAAGCGAAACGAUCUCGGUACUCUAUCAAAUACGGAUUAUUUAAUUUUUUUCAAUUUUUUCAAUUUUCUAUUAUAAAUUUUUCUCGAUUUUCAAAAAUCCUUAUUU